This is a messenger RNA of Talpa occidentalis (Iberian mole), 4564 nucleotides long. It is a transcript of the gene SEC24B, whose product is annotated as SEC24 homolog B, COPII coat complex component. Gene Ontology annotation, cellular component: endoplasmic reticulum exit site; COPII vesicle coat. Gene Ontology annotation, biological process: endoplasmic reticulum to Golgi vesicle-mediated transport; COPII-coated vesicle cargo loading; intracellular protein transport. Gene Ontology annotation, molecular function: zinc ion binding; SNARE binding. Bases 2 to 3787 code for a protein of 1261 amino acids. The transcript has 24 exons. Lineage: Eukaryota; Metazoa; Chordata; Mammalia; Eulipotyphla; Talpidae. The record is from RefSeq and is a predicted model, not a curated record.
CAUGUCGGCCCCCGCCGGGCCCCCGCGCGCGGCCGCCAGCGCCCGGCCCCCGCCCCAGCUCGGCGGGGCCGCCGCCCCGGGAGCCCCGCCGCCCGCGGGCCCGGGCCCGGCGCCGCCCCAGCAGAACGGUCCAGCACAGAAUCAAAUGCAGCUUCCAUCUGGGUAUGGAUUGCAUCCUCAAAACUAUAUUACUCCCUCAGGACAUUACCCUCCAGGACCUGGGAAAAUGACCUCAUUGCCAUUGGAGAGCCAGUGUGGUAAUUACUACUCUGGUGUCUAUCCAGUACCAACUCAAAAUUUGGUAACUCCUAACACAGCGAACCAACAGCCAGGAGCACAGCAGAUGUAUGGCAGGGGUCCUCCUGCCCCUCAUGUUGUGGGAUCCACUCCAGGGUCUUUCCAAGGUGCCGCAUCAUCAGCCUCCCAUCUGCAUACGAGUGCCUCCCAGCCCUACUCCUCGCUAGCGAAUCACUACAGUAGUCCCGCCGUGUACUCUGCCAGCUCUUCUGUUGCUUCUCAGGGAUUUCCCUCCACGUGUGGUCACUACACUCUGUCAACUGUUUCUAAUCCUUCGUAUCCUAGUGUUUCAUAUCCCUCUCUGCCUGCUGGUGAUCCAUAUGGGCAACAAAUGUUUACCUCACAGAACGCUGUGACUGUCAGGCCCGUUAGAGAGCCUUUGUUUCCUGGUCAGAGUGCAGCCGUCACCCACCCAUCGCUGCUCCCUCCUCCACCUGUGCCCUCACAGCAGUACCAGCAGCAGCAGAGUCUUUCAGGAUAUAACACUGUCUCAUGGUCAGCUUCAGGCCUUCCCUUGACCCAAGACAAUCUCGUCCGAAACCACACUGGCUCCCUGGUGUCAGCCAGCAACAACCCAACAAAUACCGUUGCAGAGUCUUUAGCCUGUCCUGCUAUACAAAAUGUGCAGCCUCGCAAGUCCAGCCCUGUAGUAUCUGCUGUUUUGUCAGGAAACUCAUCAACAAGAACACCUCUUGCUGUGAAUCACCCACUUGAGCCUGUGGCCUCAGUUACGCAGCCAGCAGAGUUAUUACAACAGAAAGGAAUGCAGUAUGGUGACUAUGUUAAUAAUCAAGCUAGCUCCGCACCAACUCCCUUGUCAUCAACUUCCGAUGAUGAGGAAGAGGAGGAGGAGGAUGAGGAAGCAGGUGUUGACAGCUCCUCUACUACAAGCAGUGCGUCUCCAGUGCCCAACAGUUAUGACGCCCUGGAGGGAGGCAACUACCCAGAUAUGCUUUCGUCAUCAGCAAGCAGUCCUGCUCCGGAUCACGCGCCUGAACCCGACCCAGUGCCAGCUGCAGCUGCCACAACUUCUCAGCCUUCGAAAAUGGUGAAACCUUUUGGGUAUGGUUAUCCGACUCUUCAGCCUGGCUACCAGAAUGCUGCAGGACCACUUACUUCUGGACCACAGCCCAGCAACCCAGUGUAUUCUGGAUUUCAGCAGUAUGCGCAACAGUAUCCUGGUGUGAACCAGCUGUCCUCCAGUCUGGGCGGGCUGAGUCUUCAGAGUUCCCCACAACCAGAAAGUCUGAGACCGGUGAACCUCACUCAGGAAAGGAACAUUUUACCCACGACUCCUGUUUGGGCUCCUGUACCUAACUUGAAUUUAGACCUCAAAAAGUUAAACUGUAGCCCAGAUUCAUUUCGAUGUACUUUGACGAAUAUUCCACAGACACAGGCUUUACUGAAUAAAGCUAAACUUCCUUUGGGAUUGUUGUUACAUCCUUUCAGAGACCUAACGCAAUUACCGGUCAUAACAUCAAACACCAUCGUGAGGUGCCGGUCUUGUCGGACAUAUAUCAACCCCUUUGUCUCUUUUAUUGAUCAACGGAGGUGGAAGUGCAAUUUGUGCUACAGAGUUAAUGAUGUUCCUGAAGAAUUUAUGUAUAAUCCCCUUACCCGGUCUUAUGGAGAACCUCAUAAACGGCCAGAAGUUCAGAAUUCAACAGUGGAGUUCAUCGCUUCUUCAGAUUACAUGCUUCGUCCCCCUCAACCAGCAGUCUACUUGUUUGUUUUGGACGUAUCCCAUAAUGCAGUGGAAGCUGGGUAUUUGACAAUUUUGUGCCAGUCGUUACUAGAAAAUUUAGACAAGCUUCCUGGAGAUUCCCGAACAAGAAUAGGAUUCAUGACCUUUGAUAGUACUAUUCAUUUCUACAAUUUACAAGAAGGAUUAUCACAGCCUCAGAUGUUGAUUGUAUCUGACAUAGAUGAUGUUUUUCUGCCUACACCGGAUAGCUUACUUGUGAAUCUAUAUGAAAGCAAAGAGCUUAUAAGAGACUUACUGAAUGCAUUACCAAGUAUGUUCACCAACACAAGAGAAACUCACAGUGCCCUUGGCCCUGCGCUUCAGGCUGCCUUUAAGCUGAUGUCUCCAACGGGCGGCCGUGUGUCUGUGUUUCAGACACAGUUGCCUUCGUUGGGUGCAGGGCUUCUGCAGUCCAGAGAAGACCCUAAUCAGCGGUCGAGUACAAAGGUUGUACAACAUCUUGGCCCCGCGACUGAUUUUUAUAAGAAACUCGCUUUAGAUUGCUCAGGGCAGCAGACAGCAGUGGAUCUGUUCCUUUUAAGUUCACAGUAUUCUGAUCUUGCUUCUCUAGCUUGCAUGUCCAAGUAUUCUGCAGGGUGCAUCUAUUAUUAUCCAUCUUUCCACUUUACUCACAAUCCUUCACAAGCAGAAAAGUUACAAAAAGACCUGAAGCGUUAUCUUACAAGAAAAAUUGGAUUUGAGGCUGUUAUGAGAAUACGGUGUACCAAAGGUCUCUCAAUGCACACUUUUCAUGGAAACUUCUUUGUCCGUUCCACUGAUUUGUUAUCCCUUGCCAACAUCAAUCCUGAUGCCGGAUUUGCAGUACAGCUGUCAAUUGAAGAAAGUCUGACAGAUACUUCCUUAGUGUGCUUUCAAACAGCCCUCUUAUAUACAUCAAGCAAAGGUGAGCGGAGAAUCAGAGUGCAUACGCUCUGCUUGCCAGUGGUAAGUUCACUGGCUGACGUCUAUGCAGGAGUGGACGUACAAGCUGCCCUCUGCCUUCUGGCAAACAUGGCUGUGGAUCGGUCUAUUUCCUCAAGUCUGUCGGAUGCGAGAGACGCCUUAGUGAACGCAGUGGUGGACUCGCUGUCUGCCUAUGGCUCGGCGGUCUCUCAUGUGCAGCACUCGGCCCUGAUGGCACCCAGCUCCCUCAAGUUGUUUCCGCUCUAUAUAUUGGCUCUUCUCAAACAGAAAGCAUUUAGAACUGGUACAAGCACACGUCUGGAUGAUCGUGUGUAUGCUAUGUGUCAGAUAAAGUGUCAGCCCCUUGUUCAUCUGAUGAAAAUGAUUCAUCCCAACUUAUACAGGAUAGACAGGUUGACCGAUGAGGGCGCAAUACAUGUUAAUGACAGAGUUGUACCUCAGCCACCUCUCCAGAAAUUGUCUGCAGAAAAGCUGACAAGAGAAGGUGCUUUCCUUAUGGACUGUGGCUCUGUUUUUUACAUUUGGAUUGGAAAAGGCUGUGACAGUAACUUCAUAGAAGAUGUCCUUGGGUAUCCUAAUUUUGCAUCAAUACCACAGAAACUGACACAUCUGCCAGAGCUAGAUACACUUUCAUCAGAAAGAACCAGGUCCUUUAUAACCUGGCUUAGAGAAAACAGACCACUAAGCUCGAUUCUUCACGUGGUAAAAGAUGAGAGUCCUGCCAAAACAGAGUUUUUCCAGCAUUUGAUUGAAGACCGGACAGAAGCUGCAUUCUCUUAUUACGAAUUUUUGGUUCAUGUUCAGCAGCAGAUUUGUAAGUGAGGUGGCAUAACGUUUAAUCAAGCGUGAAGACCAUGACUUAGGUAAAGCAUAAUCUGUCAGAGAAGCACAUAGACCAUUUGGAAUGAAGGCAUUCCUUGUUACGAGGGACUGUGCGUAGCAUCGCACCUGUCUGUGGCUUUGUUAAAAGGUAAAGGGGAGGGAAGGACUUAAUGGAGCCUUCAGCCUAAAUGAAUGGUUAUGACGUUGUGAUGAUGCUGUUUCACCCAGCAUGUUUGAAUUGGUUUCCACACAUUUCCAGUAGUCCAGCAGGUCAGUGCUGCCCAUUGUCAGCUGGUAGACUUACGUAGUGAGAUGUCAUAAUGUAAAGUUAGGUAAAUUCUUUUUUCUUAUAAUUAAUAUAACAUUUCUGGACUCAUACUCUGACAAGAGAUGCCAACAGGCAGUGGUACCUUGGUAUUUGUUUAUAUGAAUUACUUUUUAACAAGGAAUGAUACAUGUUCAUUAAAUGAAUUCAAUAUUUUCCCUGUACAAACAAUAGAGUUUCAGUACUCGAACUAUAGAGAAUAUAUAUAAUGUACAUAAAUGUUACAUUUGUAAAGAAAUGUAAAAAUGUAACUACACAGAAGAUGAAUUGCUUAAACUGUGCUGCAUUGUUGGGUGACAGCUCUUUUCGUCCCAGUUAGAGAAUGAGGUUGACUAAUGCGUAUUAUGAAUUGAGUCCACAAAAGAAACACAAAACUCUUUGUAAUUCUGUUAAAUCUUUUAUGUGGAUUUAUUUAUGAUCAGCCUACUAAUUAAAAAUAUUUUGCUUGACAA